Paraglomus occultum is the source of this 1227-nucleotide messenger RNA. The record is from the annotation of a GenBank genome assembly. NCBI's taxonomy places the organism in Eukaryota, Fungi, Glomeromycota, Glomeromycetes, Paraglomerales, Paraglomeraceae.
AUGGCUCAACGACACCCGUAUACGCGGUUAGUUCACCAUUCGACAAAGAAUCUUUUGGCUUGCGUCUUUGGGGAGCAUUUUCAGAUAGUUGAUACAAGCACUGGCGCCCUGUUAGCAACGAAGACGCAUUUGACAACUACUCAGAAUACAGAGUCGAAUCAAAACCAGCCGUUCAUAAAGCAAAUAGCAUUUCAAGACAAUGGAAACUUGCUAGCAACCAGCAGUGACAAUAAGACACUGAAUAUCUGGAAUAUCGAAGGUUGGGCUCUACGAAGCGAAAGAACGGUUUCAAAGCGGAUAAUAUCCAUUGCCUUUGAAAAGAAUUGUUCGGGUAUAGCUACUGCCGACAAUACCGGUGAUGUCUAUCGCUUUCCCAUCGACGUCUCAACAGAAGAACAAAAUCCGAUAAAACCAAUUCUGGGCCAUGUGUCCAUGGUAACCGAUAUGGUUUUAUCUCCCGAUAACAAGUACGUAAUAACAGCCGACCGCGACGAACAUAUACGUGUUAGCCGCUACCCGAAAGCUUAUAUCAUCGAGACCUUUUGUUUGGGUCAUACUCAGUUUGUUGCUAAACUACACAUAAUUCCGUGGGCUACCGAUUUGAUGAUGUCGGCGGGAGGAGACGAUUACGUGGCUCUAUGGGACUACGCUAAAGGAAGACUUGUGCAAUGUUUGGAUAUAAAGCAUUUAUUGUCUCCAUCGACCAAAGAAGUUAGCGCCGAGUCCGAUUUUACUAUCAUGUCCAUUGCAAGUAGCUCUCUUUCGCGACAUAUUGCAAUUGUAAUUGAAAAGUAUCCCGGUGUAGUUAUACUCGAUUGGGAUGACGAAAUGCGCCAACUUCGGUAUAAGCAAACUCUACUUUUGGACAUCGACCCGCUCGACAUAGUAUAUGAUCUUUGCGGAAAUAUUUGGAUUUCAACAGCGCGUGGAGAAGGAGACGAAUCGCCAUUGAUGAUAUUGUUUUUACGAACAGAAGAUAACCAGUAUGAAAAGACACCCAGAGACCACAGUCUUAUUAAGGACGUAAAUGAGAAGGGAUCAGCAUUUGCGGAUAAACUUUCCGAUCUAUACCGAACCGGGCAACUUCGUAAAGUAUAUGAAAUGCGAGACCGGAAAAGUAAUAAUGGAGACAAUGCGGACGAACAGGAUGCAGGAAUAAAUUCUUUUUCACCAACGACUGAUGUGGGAACUAGUUCGAGCAAGCGAGCGAAACUGAAUGAUUUGUAA